Messenger RNA from Naumovozyma castellii, 387 nucleotides. It is a transcript of the gene SRB6, whose product is annotated as Srb6p. The transcript has a single exon. The record is from RefSeq and is a predicted model, not a curated record. The coding region runs from base 1 to 387 and encodes 128 amino acids. NCBI's taxonomy places the organism in Eukaryota, Fungi, Ascomycota, Saccharomycetes, Saccharomycetales, Saccharomycetaceae.
AUGAGCAACCAGGCGUCGUUGGAGAAACUAAACCAAACAGUUGAGAUACUUUCUGUGAGACUCGCCGAGCUGAUUAGACUUUCCUCAAUAGAAAACCCAUCUUCUAUGGACGACGAUGAUGAUAAUAUCGAUAUACAAGAUUCAAACUUAGCUAUUGCCACAAGCAGUACUAUGAUGGUUAAUAGCCAUACAAUGCAACUAAUAAGGGGAGUGCAAGAUUUAUUAGCAUUGACAAGGAAUAUGAGGGAAAAAUGGCUUUUGAAUCAAAUUCCCGAACAGAACCAACGACAAGAAGAUACGAACUCGAAAGUAGAUCACGAGGAAUUAGCAACUAUCCUAGAAAAGACUAUGCAAGAAAUUGUCAAUGAGCAUACUCCUUCACAGUAA